UCUACAUUGUAUUUAUGUUUUCAGGAAAUACAUGUCAAGCUUUAUUGAUAACAUUUUAACCAGUUUAAAUUCGACCUCUGGUCGGAGGUCAGAAGACACUGAGAUGUCUAAGCCUUGUUAUACAUUGUUUAUUCAUAAUGAAAAUGAUACACUCAGUGACCUUGAAAUCGACGAUGACCUUGAAGAACCAACAGCAUUUCAGAUUCCUGUCGACAUGGAAUGGAAUGACCUGCAAGAUCUGAUUGUCACAGAAGUGAAAAGUCCAACGAAACUCAAAUUUACUUACAGAGAUGAUGAGAAUGACAGUAUUCGGAUUGAUUCGCAAGAUGAGUAUCAAACAGCAUUGAGUCUUUGUCGAAAAAUGCAUCGAGAUUUACAUAUUUACGCUGUGAAACCAGACAGUCGGCAACAGUCGUCACACAGACAACAUCAUACAAGAAGGUCAGAGGAAAUGAAUAGAACACAGGACCCAGACGAAGACAAGUCAGAAGAGGAGGUUGAGAUAUUUCGACCUCCUGCACAAGAUGUUGAGGAAAGAGAACCCACAGUUGUUGAAAGAAUUCCAACACCUGAACCUACUGUUAUCAGUGAUCCUGCUAUAACUCCUCCUGAAGAGCUUGGAGCAACAUCCGCUCCCCAAGAAAAAGAUGAAGAGCCCUUUGAAACGCCGAUAAGUUCUGUCGAAACUAACCCGGAAGAUCUUGAAUCUCAGGAAACCAAACCUAUGCCGGCUGGAAACUCAAUAAUUAAUAUAAUACGAAAAGAAGUACGAGAAGUCGUAGCAACAGAACUGGACGAUAUUUGGAGAUUUGUAAACGCUUUGAAACGAGAUAUUAACAAUGAAUUGGACGUCAUUGGUGAACAGUUGAAUGCUCAAGGUCAUCAACAGGUCCAGCUGCAACAAAACGCAACUGAGGAUGUACAGACUGAAGGAAAUCAGGAAUAUGGAUCUCCGCAAGAAAGUGAUUUGAAAGAUUGCGAAGAAGGUAGAAAAGAAGAUGAAACAGACAAAUUCGCUGCGACGUUUAUUUGUGAAAGUCUGCUAGAUGGCAGCAUUGUGCACACUUGUGAGUCCUUCGAAAAACAUUGGGUCUUUAGAAAUGAUGGAACCUCAGUGUGGGAUGAAAAUACCAAGCUUCAUUUACUUGAUGAAACUUGUGACCCCUCAGUGGCUACAGGCAGUAGUCUUUCAGAAUGGGGUGCGAAGACAAAAAGCGUUCAUGUACCGGCAUUAAAACAAGGAGAAAGCGGGGUGCUUUGUGCCGAGCACGUCUCCCCCGCACAUGGAUGCAACUACAACUCUUCAUGGAGAUUGAGCCAUAAUAAUAACCCAUUUGGGCCAAGAGUGUGGUGUAAUGUCCGUGUGGUGGAUGAAACUGCGUCGCCUACCGAUACGCACAAUUUCGAUUCCGCUAAGAAUCUGGGAAGUUACGAAAUGGUCGUGGAUGAUCAAUCACAGAAUAAGUCACUGGAGCAGAGCGAAACUGAAAGUUUAGGACAGUCCUUGGUACCACCAGAGAAAGUCAGCAUUGAGCUCGGAAGUCUGAAACACGAUGAUGGACUUCAUAAUGAUAACAGUAUCAGAUCAUUUGACAUGCACGAUAUAAGUGAUGGAGCAAAAUACAUUGAAACCACAGGACAAGAAUCAGCUUCAUACAAUCCAGCAGUCACUUCUGUAGAAAAUAAAGAAGAGGAGAGCCUGCAUGGUGAACAAAAAGAGGAAAGCCAGCAUGAUAGUUUCAAACAAAAUGAAAAUGAAGGAGCUAGUGUGGAUAGUGAAGGUACUUCAUCGCCUGUGAUGGUGUCACCAAAUCCCGAAGUUGAGGCAUGUCAUGAAAUGGAGGCACCGGCAUUUACUCAUGAUGCCAUGAAUGAAAAUGAGGAGCCACGAACUUUGGAAAAUGAAGACAGUGAAGCGGAAGAAGAUCUGUACAGUUCAAAGAUUGUAAUUAACGAUGACGCAGAACUCAGGGAUGAAAACCACGUUGAAAAUUUUACCGAGCCUCCCAUGAGAAUGCAUGAUCCUGAUUCCAGCUCAGAUGAGAAUGAAGAGCCUGAAGAAGAAGAAGAAGAGCAGCAGGAGGAGGAACAACAUGUCGAAGAACCAGAGGUUAAAGUUCAUCGUCAUGACAGCGAAAACGAAGAUCUACACAGCGUUGAUUUCAACCUGGUGGAUGACAACAUGUCCAUGACAUCUUAUGAUGUUAGUGACUUCGUUGUGGUGCCACUGCCAGACUGUUUUGAUGUCAACAGACCAUUGAAUGUAUCUGAACACGAGGAUGUGGAAAAAGAAGGAAGACCAGUGCUUAAAGAGCCUGAACAGCAAAGCAUAACUUCUGAGCAAGCUCAGUCUGACGAGGAGUUGAAUGAAGAAAACGAGGAUUUUCAAGGACAAGCCAAGGUCGAGGAGGAAGAAAAAGAACCAGCGAUGCCACCUAGUGACGAUGAAACCUCUGAUUCCGAAAUUGAAUCCCAGCCAGCAUCAGCGACAUACGUCAAAGAAUAUAGAUCUGAAGAUUCCCUCCCUAUUGCACCUAGAUCACCUCCUAGUGGUCGAAAUACACCCCCCACUGCCCCAAAAUCUAACCCCCCACCUGUUGUAGCUCAACCCCCAAAAGUAAACCUUGCCCCUACCUUUGUACCCCCUGAAAACGACCCCCAAAGUGACCCUGAAGACUCCAUGGGCCCAGAUUCAGUCGACAACGAAUCGCUAACCGAAAGAAUUACAAAAGAUUUCAAUGCAUUUCUAAUGAACCCCGUUCACCCAAUUGAACCCCAACCUACACCCAAAAUACCCAUGAACCAAAUGGCAACUAAAGUAGCCCCAGCACCCAAACCUGUACCCCAAUCUGUACUUAACCAGGAUCAGCCAUAUAAUUUUGGGCCCCAAGAACCCCCAUAUUUUCCCCCAUUUGAGCAAGGUUGGCGUCGUAACCCCAUUCCUGUCCCACGUAGCGUGAAUGACGCUACCCCAUGGCAAAACCCAAUACCCCAGUUGCCGAGAUCUGAAUUUACUUUGAAUCGUAAUUCUAACGGAAUCGAGAGCACCCUCCCUGGCCUCCCAUUUGCUGUGGCGUCACCUAGUGAAAGCCUCACUAGCGACGAUCCAAUGGCUCAUGACUUGCAACCUGCAAGAUUUCGAGCAACUUCUCCACAGAUUGAAUUGGCUGAUGAUUUCUAUCCUCCAGGCGAUGGCGACGAAGAUAUAUUCCGUACCCCUCCUCCAAGCCCCCCUCCCCGCCGGCAGGCCGCAAACCGAGAUGACCCAUUCGAACUGUCCCCCCUUGACCAGCUCUUCGAAAUGGGGUUCCACGAUUUGGAUUUGAACAGAAACACAUUCGAGCAAUGUGGGCAUGAUCUGAAUCGCACCGUUCAAGCUCUCGUGUUGCGACAAGAAGCUGACAAUGAUAUGAUGGAAUAAAUACUUGUGUAUAUUCAAAAAUACUUUACAGAAUAAUUAGGUUUAGUUUACUUUACUAUUAUUCCGACUACUCCACUAGCACUGAAAACCAUUAAUGCAUGACUUGUUGAAAUAAUUCCAUACUAAUGAGCAAUUCCAAAUCAGAAUUUUUUGGACUAAUUGACCCAAAGCAGUGGAAUUUAAGAACCGCAGGCUGUAAAAAAUUUAGACUUGGGUCUGACUCAAGAAAAAUUUGGGUCUAGUAUAGUUUAGUACCACAAGUACUUCCAGUGGGCGUAGCAUAACGAUUUUUGCAUAUGUUAUUCCUAACCCUUACCUGACUAUGCCAUCCAAAAAUUAC
Messenger RNA from Styela clava, 3761 nucleotides. RefSeq lists its product as uncharacterized. NCBI's taxonomy places the organism in Eukaryota, Metazoa, Chordata, Ascidiacea, Stolidobranchia, Styelidae. Gene Ontology annotation, molecular function: ubiquitin binding. Gene Ontology annotation, biological process: macroautophagy. Gene Ontology annotation, cellular component: phagophore assembly site. The record is from RefSeq and is a predicted model, not a curated record.